GCAGGCAGCGCGGCGGGCAGCCCCGGCUCCCGCGAGGCCCCGGCGCGAUGGCCGCUCUGAGCGCGGCGCUGCGGGGAGCGCGCGGCCGCUGCGGGGCGCGGCUGCGGGCGCUGGGCGCGGGGGCGCGGGCCGCGGCGACGGGCGCAGCAGCAGAGAAGCAGGACUUUGAUCUCCUGGUGAUUGGAGGGGGAUCCGGUGGCCUCGCCUGUGCCAAGGAAGCUGCUCAGCUGGGCAAGAAGGUGGCGGUGCUGGACUAUGUGGACCCUUCUCCCCGAGGUACCCGCUGGGGGCUCGGCGGCACUUGUGUGAAUGUCGGCUGCAUCCCCAAGAAGCUGAUGCACCAGGCGGCACUGCUGGGUGGCAUGUUGCAGGACGCCCCCCACUAUGGCUGGGAGGUGGCCCCGCCAGCCCGGCAUGACUGGGGGAAAAUGGCGGAAGCUGUUCAGAACCACGUGAGGUCCCUGAACUGGGGACACCGGGUCCAGCUGCAGGACAGAAAAGUCAAGUACUUUAACCUUAAAGCCAGAUUCGUCGAUAAGCACACAGUCUGCGGGGCUGCGAAAGGUGGGAAAGAGAUGCUGCUCUCAGCCCAGCACAUUGUCAUUGCCACUGGAGGGCGGCCCAGGUACCCUGAGCAGAUCGAAGGCGCUCUGGAAUAUGGAAUCACCAGCGAUGACAUCUUCUGGCUGAAGGAAUCUCCAGGGAAGACGUUGGUGGUCGGGGCCAGCUACGUGGCCCUGGAGUGUGCCGGCUUCCUCACCGGGAUAGGCCUGGACGCCACGGUCAUGAUGCGCAGCGUCCCCCUCCGCGGCUUCGACCAGCAAAUGUCUUCUUUGGUCACGGAGUACAUGGAGUCGCAUGGCACCCACUUUCUGAGAGGCUGUAUUCCCUCCAAAGUGACAAGGCUCCCCAGUGGCCAGCUGGAAGUCACCUGGGAGGACCGUGCGUCCGGCAAGAAGGACACAGGCACCUUUGACACUGUUCUGUGGGCCAUAGGUCGAGUUCCAGAGACCAGAGGCCUGAGCUUGGAGAAGGCUGGUGUGAGCACUAACCCCAGCAAUCAGAAGAUCGUGGUCGAUGCCACAGAAGCCACGUCCGUCCCCCACAUCUACGCCAUCGGAGACGUGGCAGAGGGCCGGCCCGAGCUUACCCCCACCGCCAUCAUGGCUGGGAAGCUCUUGGCACAGAGGCUAUGCGGUCAGUCCUCGGCCCUGAUGGACUAUGACAACGUGCCCACAACCGUCUUCACCCCUCUGGAGUACGGCUGCGUGGGACUGUCGGAGGAGGAAGCCGUAGCCCGCCACGGACAGGAAGGCGUGGAGGUUUACCAUGCACAUUACAAGCCACUGGAGUUCACGGUGGCCCAGCGGGAUGCCACCCAGUGCUACAUCAAGAUGGUGUGUCUGCGGGAGCCCCCACAGCUGGUGCUGGGCCUGCACUUCCUUGGCCCCAACGCAGGCGAAGUGACUCAAGGAUUUGCUCUGGGGAUCAAGUGUGGAGCCUCCUACGCGCAGGUGAUGCAGACGGUGGGCAUCCACCCAACCUGCGCCGAGGAGGUGGCCAAACUGCACAUCUCCAAGCGCUCAGGCCUGGACCCCACGGUGACAGGCUGCUGAGGGUAAGCCACCAUCCCUGCCAGGCCGGGCAUCUGCACACCCGCCACCCCCCCCGCCAGGCUCCUCCACGGCCCGGACCCAGGACACUGGGGGCGCCUCGAGCCCGUCUGCGUGGGGCGGAGCAUCUGGACUGACUGCCCACAUGGCCUGCAGGGAUGGCCCUGAGCCCCCACACUGCACCUCCCCGCCUCUCCCGCCUGGGGCUCCCCCAGGCCCCCGAUGCCAGACAAUGACGACUUGCGCAGAAACCCGCCCGCGGGCUGCCCACGUCCGAGCCCCUCUCUGGCAUCUGUGGAUUCCAAAUAAAGAGGGCAUUUCCCUGACACGUA
Messenger RNA from Sorex fumeus (smoky shrew), 1945 nucleotides. It is a transcript of the gene TXNRD2, whose product is annotated as thioredoxin reductase 2. Gene Ontology annotation, molecular function: thioredoxin-disulfide reductase (NADPH) activity; glutathione-disulfide reductase (NADPH) activity; flavin adenine dinucleotide binding. The transcript is spliced from 18 exons. Bases 48 to 1616 code for a protein of 522 amino acids. The record is from RefSeq and is a predicted model, not a curated record. Gene Ontology annotation, cellular component: cytosol; mitochondrion. Gene Ontology annotation, biological process: cell redox homeostasis; cellular response to oxidative stress; glutathione metabolic process. NCBI's taxonomy places the organism in Eukaryota, Metazoa, Chordata, Mammalia, Eulipotyphla, Soricidae.